This is a messenger RNA of Andrographis paniculata, 1398 nucleotides long. RefSeq names its product acetylajmalan esterase-like. The record is from RefSeq and is a predicted model, not a curated record. Gene Ontology annotation, molecular function: hydrolase activity, acting on ester bonds. Bases 56 to 1225 code for a protein of 389 amino acids. Lineage: Eukaryota; Viridiplantae; Streptophyta; Magnoliopsida; Lamiales; Acanthaceae. The transcript has 5 exons.
AUAUCUAUUAUCUACCACCACAACAGCCUCAUCAAAAUCAUAACUUUUCUUCAACAUGAGCAAUAAAAAUACUAACUUUGAAGCUCUCUUCUUCUCCUUCUUCUUAUUCUUUUCUUCGAUUUCCAUUGUUUCAUCGAAGAACCCUGUCUGCCCUUUCGAUUAUGCUUUCCAUUUCGGCGACGCCGUGACCGACGUCGGGAAUUCAGUUCUUGUUCUGCCUCCCGAGAUCCCGGUUCCGGCUCAAUUUCCACCGUACGGUGUCACGGAUCCGGGAAAGCCUAAUGGCCGCUGGUCUGAUGGCCUCGUCGACUUCGAUUUUUCCGCUCCUUUUAUGGGCUUCCCGAACCCGCUUCCAUACUUGUCGUUGAGCCCGAACCACACGAGCGAUGGCGAGGCCGUGAUGUUCUCCACCGCCGGAGCCACAGAGCUUGACCGUUCCUUCCUCGCCGGGCUCGGAAUCAAAGUCCCAGCCUGGUCCGCUUCUUCCGGCAAACAAAUGAAAUGGUUUAAGAAAUACCUUCAUACCCAAUGCUCGAAGCACGAAGAUCCACUUGCUUGUCGCACGGCUAUCAUAAAAAAUUCUCUUGCAAUGCUCGGCGUCAUCGAGGCCAACGACUUAGGCUAUGCGCUAAGCCAGGGAAAAUCGAUCGAAGAAGCAUUGAAGCUCGUUCCACUGAUAGUAAAGAGUGAAGUUGCCAUGGCGAGGGAGAUCAUCGAGAUGGGUGCGAUAAGAAUGGUGGUCGUGGGGAGCUCCCCGAUCGGGUGCUUUCCUUACAUGCUCACCGCGAGAGCCACUGACGAUCCAACGGCGUACGAUGAUCUAGGUUGUCUGAAAGAUGUCAACGACGUCAUAACAUUGAAAAACGACCUCUUGCAAGAAGAAAUCGAGAAAAUGAAAAAGGAAUUCCCGCACGUCGACUUGAAUUACUCGCAAUUCAGCGCCGGCGUGCUUCAAUAUCUUCGCGAAAUAAGCCAAGGCCCUCAUAAGGAUACGAUGCUGAAAUCGUGCUGCGGAAUUGGAGGGAAGUAUAAUUACGACGCGAAAAGGUUUUGUGGGAGCGAAGGAGUCCCGGUUUGUUCGAAUCCCAAUGACUAUGUGUUUUGGGACGGGUUACAUGUCACCCACCACGCCGGGUACCGUAUUGCGGAGAUCCUACUCUCCGGCGACAUCCCGACGUUCAAUUGCACACUUCCUCCGCCGCCUCCGGCCACGGCUACCAUUUGAUCCAUGUUUUUUUUUUUUUUUUUUUCUCGAAUUGGGUGAUGAAAAUGAUCGUGAUCGUGAUCGAUCUAAGCUAUUGGUUCGUCGUUUUUAUUUCGAUUUGAGCCACGAAUAAACUCUAGAGCCUCUUUGUGUCUAUUCUCCAUGGUGUUUCUAAUAAACAUGUGUUUCGAUUA